AGAGAUAAUCCGCCAAGACAAAUAAGCAGCCGUCGACUGGGAUGGAAGCGUCUCGCAGCUUCCACGUGCUGCUGCAGAUGUCGAGCAACCACGAGUGCCUUGGCUACCUACUUCGGGGUCUUCUGCAGCAUAUUCACAGCAUACUGCGUCUGUUGCAGCAGCGCAAUGACAUCACGCUGCACAGAAGUAUGGCGGCCCUCCUACACAACAUUCUAAAAACAGCACUGGAGGCGUACGGGAGCACUAGUGCGGUGAGCUUGGAGGAUGCUCGCCGUGAGCUGGUGGCCGUGUGUUGCACGCUGCUCAAGGUCUGCCUGAGCCUCAUUCACGGCGUGCACGACCACCAAUUCACGGCACUCGUCACCAUCAACAAGGUCAUCGAUGUGUGUGUCGUGCACAAGCUCGGCCAUGCCAAGUACAAGUCCAUCGAUGCGCUCCGUCAUCCCUGCAACGACAAGAGUCAGCCGACCAACGAGCUGGGUGAACCUCAGUCGCUGCAUGCACAAGCGUCUGUGGACGGGACGGCGGCAUCUGGAGGACAGGAAGGCUCAGGAACAGGCAGUGGUGGUGGGACGGGGGCGGCAGCGAGUGGCAGCAGCCGCCCCCGCAACCAGAAGCUGAGCGCCAAACGGCUGGGCUCUGUGUGGCGGCAUGCCGCCGGCGAGCAAAUCGAGCAAGUGCGCAAGACUAUCACGCCAGAGAGCUCUGUUGAGGAGAGCAUCAUGGACGUACUGUCGAGUGCGCAUGCUGUGUCCAUUCUGAACAUCCUACACAAUUCGCUGACUCUGUACAAGAGGGUGAUCGGCAGCAAGCAGCUUUGUUCUCCAAGCCAGAGGUGAGCAGGUGAGCUAUUAUUACUAAUAUACUGUCC
Messenger RNA from Nilaparvata lugens (brown planthopper), 871 nucleotides. RefSeq lists its product as uncharacterized. Bases 42 to 839 code for a protein of 265 amino acids. NCBI's taxonomy places the organism in Eukaryota, Metazoa, Arthropoda, Insecta, Hemiptera, Delphacidae. The transcript has 5 exons. The record is from RefSeq and is a predicted model, not a curated record.